This is a messenger RNA of Miscanthus lutarioriparius, 4125 nucleotides long. Lineage: Eukaryota; Viridiplantae; Streptophyta; Magnoliopsida; Poales; Poaceae. The record is from the annotation of a GenBank genome assembly.
AUGGAUGGACUCACCGAACAACCAAAGCGAUUGGUGACCAAGGAGGAGAACUUGAUUCCCGGAUCGAAGCACAGAUCCAAAAGCCCCCUCGUGAUCGAGCUCUUAGAUCAGAGAUGGGCGCCAUUGUUGAUGGUCAAAGUGACGGGGGAGGGGAGGGCAGGGAGGGGAGAGCCAUUUCUCUUUUGUGUAUCAAAGUGUUAUCCGAUAUGGUUCUUGGAUAUGUUAGUGAGCGGAGAAGAUUGGUUAAUCAUCCUCUUUGCUCCAUCCAAUCCUUUCACCUCUGAGGAGGAGAUGGAGCCUCCGGUUAGUAGUUCUCGGGGCCCCAUGAGCUCCCUUCUUGGGAAGCUCGACUCGAUUCUGGAGUGCCAACAGCUGCUGCGCAACCCAGUGAGAGGGGACUUCGAGCUUCUGAAAGAAGAUCUGGCAGGCAUAUACACCUUCCUCCUAGAGAUUUCAGAUGAGGAUGACCCUAACCUUGUGAAGAAGUACUGGAUGAAGGAAGUGCGUGAGAUAUGCUACGACGCUGAGGACUAUAUCGAUUGGUUGAUCCACUCUGCAGAAGCCAAGAUUGGGUCCGUUGGCGUAGUUCAUCGUCUCAAGAUCUGCCAGCUUCCCUCCAGGACACUGACUCCACGCCCUCGUCUCAAGAUCACUCGCCUUCCUAGGACACUGAUUCCGCGCCCAAGGAUAGCCAACCAAAUCAAGGAACUAAGAGCUCGUCUUGAAAAUGCUGGUGAACGGCACAAGCGGUAUGUCCUUGAUAACAAUACCUUCUACUCCCACUCCCACAGUUCUAGCAGCCCCGUGCAUAGCCAUAGCCAUUGGAUUCCGGAGUGGUAUAGGGAGGCUGUUAGCAUCCUUGUCGGUAUCGAUGAUUCGAAGAAAAAACUUAUCAACCUGCUGAAUAAUGGAGAGAAGAAGCUGAAUGUCAUAUCUGUUUGUGGGUUUGGAGGGAUAGGAAAGACCACGCUUGUGAAACAAAUCUUUCAAGAACUUGGGGGGCAGUUUGGAUGCCGUGCUUUUGUGAGAGUGUCUCGCAAGCCUGAUACGAGGAGUCUGCUCAGAAGCAUCCUCUCACAAACUGGGUGCCGCAACCAUUCUGAAGCUUGCAGCAUACUACAACUCACUGAUUAUCUCAGGGAGCAUCUGCAACAGAGAAGAUAUCUUAUUGUAAUGGAUGAUUUAUGGGAUACAACAGUUUGGGAAUUUCUUAUACGUGCUUUUUCAGAUGGUACUCAUUCCAGUAGAAUAAUAACAACGACAACAGCUGAGAACGUCGCUAUGACAUGCUGUGGUAAUCGUUCUGAUUAUAUCUUGAAGAUGGAGCCUCUUAAUGAUAAUGAAUCAAGAAAAUUAUUUUUUGCACGAGUUUUUGGCUCUGAAAAUAAGUUCCCUGAACAAUUCAAAGAUGCUUCCUAUGAAAUCGUAAGAAAAUGUGGUGGUGUUCCUCUAGCAGUAAUACAUAUAGCUGGACAUUUAGCACACCAACAAGACAAGUCAGAGUGGGAUUAUGUAGAAAGAUCAUUGGGUUCCAAUUUAAGCAUAAGUCCUACAUAUGAAGGCAUGAGAAAGGUGAUAAACCUUACCUAUAAUGGUCUUCCCAAGUGUUUGAAGACAUGCCUGCAAUAUGUGAGUAUGUAUCCUGAGCACUGCACGAUUUGGAAAGAUGAUCUAGUGAGGAGAUGGGUUGCUGAAGGUUUUAUAGAGGGAGACAGUGAGGUCAGUGCACAGAGCCACUUUGAAGAGCUAGUCUAUAGGGGAAUGAUCCAUCCUACAGACAUCGACUACAAUGAGCAAGUGUUGUCCUGUACAGUGCACCAUAUGAUACUUGAUUUUGUAAGAAACAAGUCUGCAGAAGACAAUUUUGUCACGACAGUAGACUACUCUCAGAACACCAGAGAACUUUCCAGCAAGGUUCGGAGAUUGUUUCUUUUCUACAGCACUGCAAAAUAUGCUGCAAAACUGUCAGGAAUCGCACUAUUGCAAGUUCGAUCCCUGGCCUUUUACGGAUUGGUCAAGUGUUUGCCUUCUAUUCAGGAAUUCAAAUUUCUUCGAGUCUUAGUCCUUCAUUUGUGUGGCGAUUGCAACGAUUCUACAAUAUUGAACCUCUCUGGAAUUAACAGACUAUUUCAGUUGAGAUACUUGAAGGUAACAUGCAACUAUUGCCUGCAACUACCAACCCAUAUGGGUGGGCUACACCGUUUGGAAACAUUGGAAAUAAAUGCAAUAGUAAGCACAGUUCCAGAGGAUAUAGUUCACCUCAAGUACCUAGUACACCUCUCUCUACCUCAGGAGACAAAGCUGCCUUAUGAGGUGGGUCGCCUGAGAUCUCUCCGCACCCUGAAAUGCUUUGAUUUUUGUGGCAAUUCGGAUGCCGAAAUAAAAAGCCUUCAGGAGCUAUCCUGCUUGGAGGAACUUCAACUUGUCUUAACGACAGCACCAUCUGACAGUGUGGACAGAAACCUGAAAGUUCUGUUCUCUAUUCUUGGGUGUCUUUAUGAACUCAAAUCUCUGGUUAUCGUUCGUGGUGCCUCAGUCUCCAAAGAUUCCAUUAUCAUCAUUGACUCUAGCAGCACGAGCUGUCCAAAUGACUGUCUUGAGAGACUUGAAUUGCAUCGUGGCACUUGCAUCUUGCGCAGCCUUCCUAAAUGGAUAGGACAACUAGGAAGCCUCUGCAUUCUUAAGCUCGGAGUCCUAGAGAUCCUGAAGAAUGAUGUGGACAGUUUUGCGGGACUGCAAGUGCUCAAGUUUCUUUCUUUAUAUGUACGGAGACCCACUUUCGAACCGAUCAUCAUUAGCAGUGGGGCAUUCCCAGCUCUCGAGCGUUUCAAUUUCAAAAGGGGUGUACUCUGCAUUGCCUUCAGGCCUGGUGCAAUGCCAAAACUACACAGCCUAAAACUAAGUUUCAAUGCCUACAGCGGAGUAGAGUUCGGCGGCAAUAUGCUUGUUGGCAUCGAGCACCUGUUAAACCUCCAGGAGGUUUCAGGACGAAUCGGGGCAGCUGUUGGUUCUAAGGAAUCUGAUAAGAGGACCGCAGAGUCUAUAUUGAAGGAUGCCAUUAGCAAGCAUUCGUUGAUUCCUAGGUUAAACAUACACGUUGUUGAUUGGAUUGAGGAGGACCGUGUGCCAGCAGGAGAUAUCAUGCCUUUGAAGACGCAGAUCAAUACAUUAUCUGGAGAUCAUGGAUUUUUUGGGGAAAAAUCGGAGGUCAAUACAAAUAAGGUUGAUGAAUGCAGGACUUCUUCCUUGUUUUUGGAUGCAGUUGUAACCUCUUCGGAUGUUCUGAAUUCAGGUGACCAAAAGAAAAAAUCAUAUGUGGAUGUCUCGAAAAGUACUAGUAGGAAACUAUCUACUACUACCGAUAUCAUGUCAUAUUUUUACGGGAAGGUUCCUCCAAUACAGCCACUGGAUAGUCAAUUGGCAUUAGAUGAUCUAGACGUCAUCAAAGUGAUUUGUAAACGUAGCAGUGGAAAUUUGCAAUUGGUCCGACACAAAUUUACUGGCCAGUUUUUUGUGCUGAAGGGUAUUGAAAUAAAUGUCGAUGAGAGUUUAGGCAUGCAGAUUGCCAAUGAGUUGAAACUAAGCUUAUCACUACAGUGCCAAUACAUUGUUGGGUUCUAUCAGUGUUUUUAUUUCGAUGGAACCAUUUCUAUUGUUUUGGAAUACAUGGAUGGUGGCUCCCUUGCAGAUUUCCUGAAGACUGUUAAAACCAUUCCAGUGGUCUUCCUUGCUGCUAUAUGUAAGAAGAUACUAAAAGGACUGAUAUACUUGCAUGAGAAGAACAUUAUACACCGUGAUCUGAAACCAUCAAAUAUAUUGAUAAAUCAUAGGGGUGAAGUAAAAGUAUCAGACUUUGGUGUAAGUGCCAUUAUUUCAAGCUCCUCUGGACAAAGAGAUACAUUUGUUGGCACAUGCUACUACAUGUCGCCUGAGAGAAUCAAUGGACAGAAAUAUGGUUUUAUGAGUGAUAUCUGGAGUUUGGGUCUACUAUUACUGGAAUGUGCAACCGGCAAUUUCCCAUCUGUUCCAUACGGCAACUUUUUUGAACUUCUCGAAGCUAUUGUUGAUCAAACACCACCAGAUCAGUUUUCAUCAGAAUUCUGCUCGUUCAUAUCUGCAUGGUAA